GGGAUGGCUAGACCGGAUUCUUUUCCUGAACCUUACCCCAGUCCUUUGGCAGCUGCUGAGGUAUCUCAGUAUGAUUUGAAAACUAGUGGAGGACAGUCUACCCCCACUUACGAGUCCCACAACCCAGGGAUCAUGACCUGAACCAAAAUCAAGAGUCAGAUGCUCAACAGAAUGAGCCACUCAGGUGCCCCAAGAAUCUGUAAUUUUGAAAUAGUAGUAGGUAGAACUCAAGCAUCUCUAUAGUGAGCCUCCUUCACAAUUUACUAUGCUAUAUUACAUCCCUAUAGGGGAAAAUAGAGCUUGAAUAUAUACAUUAUGGUUAUAUGCUGAAGAAUUUAUGGAUCAAAUGAUAUGAUGUAUGGAAUUUGCUUCAAAAUAUUUUAUGGUUGAAGAAUAGAUAAAACAAAUUGGUCACGGUUUAAUAACUUUUGGCAUUGAGCUGGAUAUGAGGGGAUUCAUUUUAUUUUCCCCACUAGUUUAAUAUGUGUUUGAAAUCUUCAGUAAUUAGAGUUUAUAAUUUUUUGAUAUGUAUCAUGAUGAGUGGCACAAUUUUAACCUUUCCCUCCUGUGUAACACAUUAUAAUUUAACACUUGCUGGGCUUAUCAGUAGUUUGCCUUACCCAACAUCUAUAACGAUAGUCUGUCAGUCACUUGCCUGUCAGUGUCAUAUAAACCAACCAGGAUUUCAGCAUUUGUGGCUCUGGUAUGUGUAAUUUGGAGGUUGAUGGGAGGAGGAGAGUGGAAAGAGAUAGGAGCCCCUUACCUUACCCGAGGAGGUCUACCUGUGGUAAUUAUUAAGCCUUUCUCAAUUUGUAUCGAAAGAGAUUGGACUGAACAUCUCAUUUACUGUUCUUACCUCCAUGGCAGAGAGAGAUGUGUUCUAUCUGUGGGAUAAUUUACAUUUAUUUUGAAAAUAAGAGCUUGGCUCAUGGACUGUGGGCCAUUAUAGUUUAGAGUCUGGGGUAGCAGAGACUACAUCCAAUAUCUGGUAUCACCACUUAGUAAUUGACUUUUACGAGUCACUUAUUUUUAGGAGCUUGAGUUUCUCCAUUUGCCAACUGAAUAUGAUUGAUAAAAAGAAAAGGUGUUUUGAUAUUAACAGAUUUAGAGUUAUUCAAGGAGGAAUUGUUGUAUUUCGUUUUGAAUAUCAAAUGACUGGACACUUUCCAUUUUUACUAUUUGGGAAGACACAUCUGUUAGCAAAGCUGAACAUUAGUUUCUCUUUGCUUCCUGAGUACCUAUGUUAGUAAUUUGUUGGAAUUCUGCUAUGGUCUCUCCUUGAAAGACGCCUUGUUAAAAAUUAAGUGCUGGAGCCACUUAACAUGUGCAAGAUUCUCAGAAACUAUGACAAAAUCAAGAAAGAAUACCCAAAGGAGCAUGCACUCAGAAUUCUCAUGGUUCAGGACAGUUUGUUCUUUCUCUGCAAGGCAGUGCCAGACCUUAGGGCACAAAAUGAUGUUUAGGGUCAAAUGAAUGGUAAAUGAGCUGCAGAAAAGCCUCUGGCUUCUUUCUGUGCCUUUUGAGUCUUGAAAAAUAUAAGAGGGAAUACAAAUGUUACGAAAGAACCAAAAUGUAGAUCAUGGCCUGUCUGAAACUGCUUCUACAGAGCUAAGUGUGACCCCCUGGGGUUCUGACCUCUGGGCUGUGUGAUAAUGACUCCAGCUGUCUGCAUUUACAUGGAAACAUUCAAUAAAAGGGAAGGUAAACUGGCUUGUUCAUAUGUGUUUAUAUAGGCAGUUUACCUAGAGGCAAUCUGUACCUGCAUAGCAAGUAUAUAGAUUGAUUUCUGGAUGAGAAAACACAUUGCUUUAUGAGCCAUUAUAAUAUUGAGCACUGAUUGUAUUUGUGCUCAUGAUAAUAAACUGUGCCAUGUGAUUUUUCCCCCUCAUCCCUUCCCGCUCUGUCCCUGAAAGCCUUCAUGCAUCCCAUAUGACUCUUAAAAUGUUUAUCAUGACAGCAGUGUAAAAUUUGGAUUUUGUCCUUUUAAGAUAUUAACUGUUCUUCUGUCCCUUUGCUUUUGCUAGCAUCUUUUUUUUUUUUUAAUUUUUUAAUGUUUAUUUAUUUUUGAGAGAGACAGAGUGUGAGCAGGCGAGGGGCAAAGAGAGAGGGAGACACAGAAUCAAAGCAGGCUCCAGGCUCUGAGCUGUCAGCACAGAGCCCGAUGCGGGGCUUGAACCCACCAACUGUGAAAUCAUGACCUGAGCCGAAGUCAGACACUUAACCGACUGAGCCACCCAGGCACCACCCCCCCCCCCCUUUGCUAGCAUCUUAACAUAGUGAUUAAUUUGAUGUUUGCUUUUCAUUUAUCCUUUCAAUACAGAACUAUCCUUUAUCUAAAAGGAUAAAACUGUCUCUUGAAAUAAUGGUGAUCAUUUGUCUCUACUUGUUUGAAAUAUCGUUAUCUCUGGAAGAGUAGAAAUGACUACCACUUUUAAUAGAGGCAGAUCAUUGAUUUUUGAUGCAACAUCACAGAAACAAUCACUUGAGGGCUAGACAGCUCUUUUACUUAUAUUCAGACCAUAUGGUUUUAUUAGUUUAUGUGGACCAUUCUCAGCAUUUCAUCAUUUGAUUUGCUUUCCUACUAGAUUCCAAGCUGUUUAAGAACUCAAGUAUUUUGCUCUAUUUUUCCAGCUUAGAAUUUGACCUGGUACCAAGUUAGUUUUGAUGACAUUUUGCUUCCUUAUUUAUGCCAUGAGAAGAGAUCGUUCUGUUUUAUGCAUUGCUAUGGUUAAAGAUUUAUAUAGACAUUGUCAUCCCAGUACACGUUUGCUGUCCUAAACUAAAAUCCUUGGUGUCAGUUCUGUUUAUAAGAGGAUUAGAGCAAGGAGUCUCCAUGCCCUAUAGUCAGGAAGGUUUAAGUUUUGUUUAAUAUUAUUUAAGCAAUUACAUAUUAAAAGACAACACACACACCAGCAUGUGCAGGUGUGUAAGCCUCAAUGGUAAAAGUCACUGAAAUAGUCUUUGCAAGCUCUGUGGUGUUGUUUCUCUCCCCAAGCCUUUUCCCUGAUUUUUUUUCUUGUAUGUUGUUCUUUAGAAACAAUAUUUCUGGAAGGUUUGUAGUUGGGGUGGAAACUGGAUGGUGGCUCUGGCCUCUUUGUGGCAAGUAGAGGCCAUGCUCCAGAAGGAGGAGGGAGGAGCAGUGUCCUCAAAGAGUCCUGCAAGAAUGGGAAGGGAAAGCAGGCUGAACAGCUACAGCCCUUGUGAAGUUGGUCUGUCACUAGCCUGUUUAAGGUUGCAGAUGACGGCCACCAGGAUGUCUAUAAAGGGAAGGGAAAGAAGGCCCACAGGGCUGGUCUGCUCCCUGUCGUGCCAGCUGCUGCCGUGUUUCGUGACUCAGAGUUUGUCAGUUCAGCUUUUGUAUGUAUGGGGACUGAAAGAAGGUAGAUGAAGAGGAAACAGAACAGAUAAUAAUAAGGUAAUGUAUCAUCCCUUAAAAGCGCAUUUUUAUGACAGAAGUUGUUUAGAAUAUUACUAUAUCACAUUUUAGAUUUUGCCCGAUCUCUCCUCAGAAAAUGAAGCUGAGAAUCCUGGCAUAGGCCUUGGAGCCCUCAAGGGGCUGACUUUCAGGCUCUCCUGGAACUGUGCUUUCUGGCUGUGCCCACAAACAGGCUUUUGGUGUGACCAUACCUGCAGAGAUGCAAUGCAAGUCACUGCUAAGUGGUGUGCAUGGUCCUUUCCACCACAAGUAUUCUGAAAUUGAGGGACUGUUUAGGAAGCAGGCUGCUGCUUAGUUAUUACACACCAGGACUGUCAUGACAGGAAGGGAAACAGGAAUUGCUGUGACCAAGGAAACUUGUAUAGCACUGACAUGAAGUAGCACAGAAUACCCCACAACCAAGUGUUCUGGUACAUAGUAAGUGCCCAGGAAGCUUGCAGUUCUUAUCAUCAGCCUCCUUACAGUCUUGAAGAUGUUUAGUAAGUGAGAGCUUACUAAAGGUUAAUAAAGGCUCCUUUAUUCUCCUCUUUUGUUUCUUGAAGACUGAAACAGAAGUGUGUCCCUUGUUUGCCUCCUUCCUGGGUUAAUACCUAGCAUGAAAAUAUAAGAACCCAGGUUGACUGGUCCCCAGACAUGCCCCUGGUACAAGAGAGUGAUCACAGGAAGGAAUUUCUGCUCUGUACUAGGUUGGGGGGGAGGAGGGGAGUGCCAUAUACUCUUGCCCUGAGUUGAACCUUGAGUCCAUUUGUGGCCUCUGGCUUGGAGACACAAAGAGUGAGGUCGACUGUCUUGAAUUCUUAUCUAGCUGGCCAUUUUAUUAUGCUGGACUUUUAUUUUAUAAUCCACUCCUCCCUUCCCUUUCUAGUUUCAAACACAAAUCCAGUUGUUUUAAGUGAGACAGAUGCCUCAUAUUGGAUAAAGGACCCGAUGAGGUCUAAGAACAAUCAAUUAAAGAGUCCUGAUUUUGGCCUCUCAUAUCAGCUGUGGUUCAGUCUGGAUCCAGUCAGGAGAGAAAAAGCCACACAGUAUACUAAAACCUUGGAUUGCAAGUAACUUGUUCUGCAAGUGUUCUGCAAGAGCAAACAUUUCUAAUAAAUUUUAACUUGAUAAAUGAGUGAUGUCUUGCAAUACGAGUAAGUACAUGAUGCCAAACAUCACAUGAUCACAACUGUACCAGUGGUUCUUGAAAAUUGCUUUGAUAUACAAGUGCUUUGGAUUACAAGCAUGUUUCUGGAACGAAUUAUGCUCACAAACCAAGGUUUUACUGUAAUUUGAAGGAGGAAGGUUUCACAAAAAGAUAAAAAGAAUUAUUAACUCCAGUAAAGGUUUGCAGUAGUAAGAGGUUGACUAGUAAGAAGCAGAGAGAAGGCUAAGAGUGUGGGAAUAGCACCUCUAAGCAGCGAAGAGCCCUCUUCCCCACCCAGGACUCACCGUGGAUGGGAAUAGCAGAGCAGUUGCUACAGUGCUGCCGCAGUGAAACAUAUGUUGCUAGAAACCUGAACUUGUAGGAGACUCUCCCUGCAGGGUGCCACAAGGCUCUCUACUACAGAAGUGCUAAGAAUGGGAGCGGUGGUCAGUGUGGUGGUUGGAGAGGCAGGGCUGGGUGGUCAGUGUGCUGUGGGCUGCCACACGCUGCAGGAGCCAGAGCCCCCCCCCUGCUGCAGAACCACCAGGCAUUGCCACCAGGAAAGCUGCUUGCCAUUCACUGCUUCUGCCUGCCAUGCACAUGUGAACUGGGCACUGAAGAAACUGUAUGUGCUGCCAGAGGCUGGACCUGAGAAAGCCCUGCCCCCACGCGCACUUGCCUACUGAGCUUGCCAGGAGCAGCAUGCAAAACCCUUUCCUCCAGUCAGUGUCUCCAGCGCCCUCUGCUGAAAGGCCUCCGGGCCAGCAGGCUGCGGAGAAAGCACUUUCCCAUCAUCAGCACACCAAAGAUACUCCAGUAAUCUUCCAUCAGGAAAUGAGGAAUCUGUCUGCAGUCAUAAUGAUCAUACCUUUAUGUUAUUACUGCUGGAUUCAUAGAGUAUGUCUCCUUGAGAAGAGGUAAAGGAACUGAACAUGCAAGCUUCCUACCUAACCUUGUAAACUGCUUUAAAAAACCCAGACUUCAUUCUGUGACAGAAUAGUAAGCUCCAUGGGGAAAGAGAAGAGCUGAGGACAGGAGGCAGAAAAAGAGGAGGAACAUGCCAAAGACACGUGGGAGAAACUGAAGGUCAACCCGUGUACUAGGUAGCCUUACAAUGACACCACCAGGUGCUCAGGCCUCCUGAUCAUUUCCACAUCUUUUGAUUCUACAUAUGGGAAACUGUAAGUCAUGGUAGCUAAAGCAGUUCCUUGUCUUUCUAUAUGAACUUCACAGAAUUUGAAGUUAAAAGAGAAGAAUUACCUUUUUAAAGUUAGCCAAAUAAUUUUCAGUUCUUCUGUUUAAUUCUGUCCAAUAUUUUCAAAUGUUGUUUAAUGUAACAAAAUAUACGUGAAAACAUGUUCUGUGUUAAAAAUAAAUAAAACAACUGAAAAUGAAAGAUGUAGAUUUAAGUUUGAAAGGGUUGUUUUACCUUGAGUACAGUGUGGGUUUUUUUCUGUCCUUUCUUACUGAAAUUCUCAUGGUUUUCUUUUACCUUAUCACUCGUGUGAAGCUUAUUCACAGAGUAAAAACUCCCAUUGACUUCCUGUCCCGUCUUAACUGAAGGUCAGUUCAGUGAGACAUCCCAGCUGAGUCAGAACUAAAAUAAGAAUGUAAUUUAGAGCCAGAAAGUUGGGUGCUGAUGGCCACUCCAGCCAUAUAAGGUGCCCAUGGAUUCACUUGAGGGAUUUCCCUGGUAAGCUGGACAUUCUUUUAGUCAACACUCUUAGCUAAAAAUACUGUUCUAUAUUUGAAAUAAAAGGCUUUCUCAAAUUCAUCUAUUUUGGUCAGGACACAGUAUAUCAUUUUAAAAAGAUGUUUGGGGUGAGAAUAUGUGUUAGUGGGUCACCAUACGAGUAACAGGGAGAAAUGAUUUGGAUAAUGGAGGAGCUGCUACAGAGACAUUUUCCAGUGAGGAUGUUUAAAAAAUCAGAGAAAAAUUGCCUAACCUAUGAAAGAGGAUUUUAAGAAAGUUUUUUCAAUUGACCGAACACUCUGCUUACUGAGCAACCAUGGGGAUCUAGCAAGAGAAAGUUUGUUAGAAAGCUUAUAGGUUUCAGACCGCAGUGAUGAUAUCUUGUUAAGAAAGUUCUCUUUACUGACAAGAAAAUGUCAUGCUGAAGUACAUACUGAUGCUACACCGAGUUGUCUUGGGUUUCUGGGGAUGGUGGUGGCUUAUCAGCACCUCUGUAGUUCUGUUGUAUAGCAACUUUUCACAAAAGGGCCACUUUGAUUAUUGCCUACUAAGAGGGUGCUUGAUAUGAAGACUCCAUGGAAAUUUUCACACUAAAGGGCUCAUGGUGUUCUUGAGAGAAGAACCAUCUUUGCAGUGUAGAACACAAUGUGGAAUCGACUGAAAUCUUACCCACUUGAGCACUGUACAUGCUAAACAAUUUAGUACGGGCUAGAAUGCUCACAGGAGGCUUCUUAGAGAAGACCUUGAAUAGAAAUUUGAGGACUGGGCAAGUUUUGGAUAAGCAGAAAGCAGGGGAAAAGGGGGCAGUAGUAUUCAUCCAAAGAACUUUAUGUCCUUUUAGGUUUGUGUCUUUUUAUGUCCAGUACUAGGUAUGUUUGAUAUUAUUAAAGAUAAUUCUGAACAAUCACCAUGCAACAGUCUUGCCCUUAUUUACAAUCAUGUGUAUAUAUGUAUUUUACAAGGAAUAGAGAUCAACAUAUUGCAGUGCUUAUCUCUAGAUGGCAGGUCUCCUAGAUGAGUGGGUCUUCUGUGCCUUUUUAUAAAUGUUCUGUAACAAGCUAUGUUGCUUAGGGUCUGAUGGGGGUGGAGAGAUUCAACUUGCCAAACAAAACAGUGCAACCCAGUGAUCCUGUCUCAGAGUGCUCACACUUCCAUACACAUGGGGCUUCCGGAAGCUGAGGUUGCCCGUUCAUGUCCUUUGUUAGUUUUCGGUUAUUACUGAUUUUGCCUUGUUGCCACAUCUUCUGCCACUUUCCCGAUCUAGUUUUGAAUUUUUUUAGUGUUCGUUUAUUUUUUGAGAGAGAGACAGAGUGUGAGCAGGAGAGCGGAGUGUGAGCAGCAGAAAGAAAGGGAGACAGAAUUCGAAAGAAACAGGGAGACAGAAGCAGGCUCCAGGCUCUGAGCUGUCGGCACAGAGCCUGAUGUGGGGCUCGAACUCACAAAGUAGGAGAUCAUGACCUGAGCCGAAGUCGGACACUCAGGUGACUAAGCCACUCUGGUGUUCCCCCUCCCAGAUCUGGUUUUGUAUCUUUCCUUCUCUAGUGGAUUGCUCUGUGGGAUGGGAGUGUCAUCAUUACUGCAAAGACAGGGUGGCUGGAUGCAGGCAGCAAGUCAGCACUGUUACAUCUGUACCCAAGAGAGAAGGGUGUCACGAACUGUCUUCAACUCUGUUGGUUUUUCUCUGCACGUGGUCCAGAAUGUCUCUUAAUAAAGUAGACCUGUCAGCAUCAGAGUGUAAGGGUUAAAUUGUAGUGUAGGGCUAACAGCUUUGUGUUGACACUGUAGCUUGAAAAAUAACAGCUUUGUUCUGACCCUGAAGGUCAAGAGAUAACAGCCUUGCUUUACUCUUGUAAAUUAGCUUGGUACUCUGGAAAAUCCACUCUUGUAAAUCAGGCUUCACCAACAAAGGAAACAAAAGUUCACAGAAAAGAGCAUCAGGGGCAAGGUCAAGGAGAUCCACUGGUUGCAACUUAGGGGCAGAAAGUCUAAAAUAAUCACCUCAUCCGGCAACCGUUUCUGACUCAUCUGGGAACUGUUUCCAACUCAUCUGGGAACUGUUUCUCUGUUCUGUUCCCAGGUAAUGAUAAAACUAUGUGAUCGGCUUUAAAAACUCUGUACCCCGGCUGUUCGGGCCGCACUCUGAUCAAGAGUGUUGGUCCUGAUUGGUUGGCCUUGCCUCUCAUUGCAAUAAACUUUGUUGUGACUGUCACUGGUGCCUGUAGCAUUCUGUUUCAGGAGUCGUGUGGAUGCAACAAGAGUGUCAUGGAGAAAGGGGAGAACACUGUGAGUUCUCAUUCCUGCAUCUUCCCCAGGCUCCCUGUGUCCUCUACAUGCUGAAGUUUGUGGAUGGGUUGGUUGGAUAACGGAAAACUUCUAGAGAUUGUCCAGAGAGAAGUACUUCCCAAGAAGUAGUCCGCUAAGUAGGUUGUUAAUACUUAUUAAAUUUGUUAAGAUUGAGAAACUGAACUAUAAUUUGCGACAAUUUGUGCCUGUUGCAGGCAGAGUAUUUCUGAGCUGCAGAGCACCUUUGGGACCUGUCUUGUGCCACAGAAUCCUCAGGGUAUGGAGGAGAGCCUGAGGCAGCUGUCUGCCUGAUGGCUCCUGAGUAGUUGACUCCUCUGUUGUGGGCUUCAAGAGUAAAACCAGGGCCCUUCCAGACACCAGAGAAAGAAUUUUUACCUCACCCACUUUCACUGGAAACAGUGUAUUUUUUGAUUUUAGGACUGAAAGUGUGCCUGCUAGUGUGCUUCUUGGAAAUUUUCAACCAGAGACUGUUUCACUCAUUUUCCUUUAGAGGGAUAUAAAUACACUUCUUCAAAUAUCACAACAUUUGGGGUGCUCUAAAUCUUCUGUCUUCAACAGCACAGAGCUCUAACUUUUAGGUGAAUUUCAUUUCACACGGUGUUACAAUCAUAUGCAAAUAGCUUUGUCUUCUGGAGUCCCAGCCUCAGGAUCUCUGCUGGACUGCUCUGAGUACUUGGGAUGAGCAGGAGGUCCUUUAAGUCUGUUCUUUCCUCCUGGUAGGUGAUAACAGUGUUCACUUAGUCUCUUCAGGUCUUUCUAAAGUACAGUAACAAAGCCAAAGAUGUUCUUCUCUGCUUUGAUUGUAAUCAGUAAUCAGCACCUGUGCGGGCAGAUAACAACACCUUUCUUCUUUGAAGUUAAUUGAAAACACAUCUUAUUUCUUUCUCACUCUCUUGCCCCUGUUGUAAUAAAUGCUCUCUUUUUGCUUGUACAAUUCAGAAUUAGGAAACAAUUUUAACAGACAAGAAAAAUGCUAUGUUAAUUGCAACUCCCGUAUCCUUUCUGGCCAGCCGACCUUUGUCUCUUUCCUCAUUGACUGUUGAAAGAAAACACAGUGCAUUUGUCCUGGUCUCUGGGAAAUGAGAAAGAACUUUCCAGCUCCAUUAUCUUCACUUGCAUGUCACGAUUGUUGUGUUUUUAAUAGUAGGGGGAAAAUCAGAUUAAAUUUUCCAUUUAAGUAGAAUAGAGAAUCACAGUGAAAAUAAUUCAUUUCGUCAUAUGGUAACUUAACCAGGCUGUCUCAACAAUUUGAAUACCCCAGUAUUCAUGGAAGCCUUUUUUGUUUUGUUUUGCUUUUGUUUUUAACGUUUAUUCACUUUUGAGAGAUGGAGAGACAGAGAGAGAGACUGAGAGUGCUAGCGAACAUGAGUCCAGGAGGGGCAAAGAGAGAGGGAAACACAGAAUCCGAAGCAGGCUCCAGGCUGUGAGCUGUCAGCACAGAGCCCGACUUGGGACUGAAACUCACGAACCGCGAGAUCAUGACCUGAGCUUAAGUCAGACACUUAACUGACUGAGCCACCCAUGCACCCCAACAUGGAAGUCUUUGAUUAAAGUUGAAGAAGCUACAUUCUAGGAGUUGUUAUUGCCAAGUGCUUGGUUAGCCAUCCACAUCUUCACAUCUGUCUAUGGAAUGGCGUAAAACAUGUAAAUAGCACUGCCUUUUUUUUUCUGUAUUCAAGUCCUGUGUUUUAGAAGCAAUUGGUCAAAAUGUUCAGCUUCAAUUUUAAAAACCACAUAGAUGAGCUACGUAUCUGGUAGUGAUACACAUAGUUCAAUUGUUGCUAUCUGAGAGAAUUUUAAUUUUAAAAUGCCAGUUAUUAAAAAGUUGGUGUUUAAUUCUGGCAACCAUGCUCAUGAUUGUAUCUAGGACUUAAGUAUUUGAGCUCCUGAUUAUAGCUACAAUAUUUUUGUGUGAUGUCCCUCAGUCAGUUAUUUAUCUCGGGCUAGGCAGUAUGUCAGGGGUGGAGUGUGGGCUGAAAUCAUGGAGCUCACUGGACUGGUAGGGUCUGAAGAACUGCAGCACUCUUUACUGAACACUGGAGUGGUCAGCUUAACAUAAGAUAUAUUGUGUGUAGUUUAGCAUCUAACAGACUGUUACAUGCACUCCACCAGGGUCCUAGAUCCUGCCUGCUGUGGUCUGAAUAUUCAUGUCCCCUCAAAAUUCAUAUGCCAAAAUCCUAACCCCCAAAGGUGAUGGUAUUGGUGGGUGGGGCUUUUAGGAGGUGCUUCGGUCAUGAGGGUGGAGUCUUCAUGAAUGGGAUUAGUGCCCUUAAAAAAGAGGUCUCACAGAGCUCCCCAGCCCUAGCCACCAUGUAAGAACACCAGUGAGAGGAUAUGAAUGAGGAAGAGGGGAGGAGGGCUCUUACCAGAACCUGAACAUGCUGGCACCUUGACCUUGUACUUUGAGCCUCUAACACUGUCAGAAAUAAAUUUCUGCUGUUUAUAAGCCACCCAGUCUGUGGUAUUUUGUUAUAGCAGCCCAGAUGGACAAAAACACAGCACAGUAGAUCGCUCACAGUAGAUGAUCAAAAAAUGUUGAGUGUAGGAAAUAUGAGUCUGUCUACUCCGGAUGGAUUUAAGGGAUGUUUAGGGUUCAGACAUGUCCUGUAGGGUCUCCCAUAGACCGUAGUCAUAGUCCAUAGACCAUAGUCAGGUUAUAGAACCUUUUGGAAAGAACCCUUAAGGAAUCAUGGGCCUCAGGAAACCCUAGUUCUUCAGCAGAAGCCACCUGACAGGCCCACUAUUCAGACAAAACUGGCUUUUGGGUAUUUUUUUUUUUUUUUAAACAGCCUCCUGCCCUGUUUCAAAGACUAUUUUGAUGCCACUGAGGUGGCAGUAGUACGUUCCAUCAAAAGCAUUCAGGUAAAUAUUUUUCUCAUUGUUACACAAUCUAAAAAUUGUUUGCAUUUCUUAGAGAGACAUUAUUAAGUGCCAAAAAUGGUUUAAAAGUAACAAAAUGCCUGGAUAUAAAACUUAAGCAGUGGUGUUUAUUUGGCCUGAAAUGACCUCCAUGUCCUCUUGGAAAAAUAACCAUGCAUUUCUCUUAGCUGUGUUCUAUUCUGUUAUUAGCUUAUAGCUGGAAAAGAAGUGAUUGACCAGCUGAUUCCCCUUUGCAGUCCUUUUGGGUGAAUAGUACCACCUGACCUUGCAGUGGCCUCAUAGUUACUGAUCCUUACUCAGAUACAAGGGUGCACAGACAGCCCUUUUCACUCAGCAUCUCCUUAUAUGCUUGAAUAAUGGAGAAUCCAUGGAUAUCCAUAUAUCGUUUGCCUAAGGACAUUGUAUACUCAUAGAAACAGGCUGUGACUUGUAUUCACUUGCUUAUUCAUUUGGCAGGCACUUCUCAGAUACCCCUUAGGCCUGUUGCAUUGUGAGCACAUAGGAAAAGUUCCAUAUGUUCAGACAUGAUGUCUGAACCUUCACUGGGUGAAUGGUUAAACAAACUAUGGUAUGUCCAUACCAUGGACAGCAAUAAAAAGUUACACACUGUUGAUAUAUAUUAACAACUUGGAUCGAUAUUAUGCUGAGUACAAAAAGCCAGCCUUUAAAAGGUUACAUACUAUUAUGAUUCCAUGUAGCUGUCUUAGUUUGGUUGGCUAUGACAAAAAUAUCAUAGACUGUAUGGCUUAAACAACAAAUAUUUAUUUCCCAAGGGUCUGGAGGCUGCGAAGUUCAAGAUCAAGGUACCAACAGAUCCAGUGUCUGCAACAUGGCCAAUGCCCUGGCCAAUGCCACCUGUGAGCGCUGCAAGGGGGGCUUUGCGCCCGCCGAGAAGAUAGUAAACAGUAACGGGGAGCUGUACCACGAGCAGUGCUUCGUGUGUGCCCAGUGUUUCCAGCAGUUCCCAGAGGGACUCUUUUAUGAGUUUGAAGGAAGGAAGUACUGUGAACAUGACUUUCAGAUGCUCUUUGCUCCUUGCUGUCAUCAGUGUGGUGAAUUCAUCAUUGGCCGAGUUAUCAAAGCCAUGAAUAACAGCUGGCAUCCUGAGUGCUUCCGCUGUGACCUCUGCCAGGAAGUUCUGGCAGAUAUUGGAUUUGUCAAGAAUGCUGGGAGACAUCUAUGUCGCCCCUGUCAUAAUCGUGAGAAAGCCAGAGGCCUUGGAAAAUACAUCUGCCAGAAAUGCCACGCCAUCAUCGAUGAGCAACCGCUGAUAUUCAAGAAUGACCCUUACCAUCCAGACCAUUUCAACUGUGCCAACUGCGGGAAGGAGCUGACUGCUGAUGCCCGGGAGCUGAAAGGAGAGCUGUACUGUCUGCCGUGCCAUGAUAAAAUGGGGGUCCCCAUCUGUGGCGCUUGUCGACGGCCCAUUGAAGGGCGCGUGGUGAAUGCUAUGGGCAAGCAGUGGCAUGUGGAGCAUUUUGUUUGCGCCAAGUGUGAAAAGCCAUUUCUUGGACAUCGACAUUAUGAAAGGAAAGGCCUGGCAUAUUGUGAAACCCACUAUAACCAGCUAUUUGGUGAUGUUUGUUUCCACUGUAACCGUGUUAUAGAAGGUGAUGUGGUCUCUGCUCUGAAUAAGGCCUGGUGUGUGAACUGUUUUGCCUGUUCUACCUGCAACACUAAAUUAACACUCAAGAAUAAAUUUGUGGAGUUUGACAUGAAGCCAGUCUGUAAGAAGUGCUAUGAGAAAUUUCCGUUGGAGCUGAAGAAAAGACUUAAGAAACUAGCUGAGACCUUAGGAAGGAAAUAACUUCCUUUCUUUUGUUUUUUCUCUUCUGUGCAAAGAAAAGAGAUUACCAACAUUACUUGACUUAGUCCACCCUGUUUAAAGCUGUAUCUCAAAAUAAUUGAGAGUGAAGAGGGCCUAUAUGAAUGGUUUUCUUUAUCUCCUUUUUCUCAUUAAAAAGGAAAAAAAGCUUGUGUAAUCAUAUUUAAAACACGGAUGAGAUCAUGAUGCUUUUGUUAAAUACCCUAUCAGUUUGUUGAAAUGUAGACUAUACUUAACAGCAAAAACACAUGGUUAAAUGUUACAUGUUAAUCAAGGUCCAAAAAAAUUAAUUUAACUUUUAAAAAUGAAAAUAGGGAGUCAGCUUUCACAUGACUCAGAUACAAUAGAAACAUUAUUUUACUUUGUAUUUGAAAGAAAAUAAAUUCCAACAGCUGUUGGGAAGGAUAUAAGGAAGAAAAAUAACCAACCAAGAAAAACAAAUCUUGUAGAAUGUUAGUAUGUUUAUCAAACUAGUAGUUAUAAAAUGAAUAUACACAUUACUAAGACAAGAAACAAGUGCAUUCAAAACUACUUGAUUUCAUUUUUUGUUAAUUUCAAUAAUUACUAUGCUUAGUUUUAUAUUUUGUUCUUGUGAAAUUCUUCCUUCAUACAGUUACUUAACAUAGUAGUUAUAGCUAGCUAAUAGUAUGCCUUUUUAAAUUUUUUGCAAAAAAAAUUUAUACUAGACAUUUGAAAAUUCAGUACACUUUACACUAUUGGAAAAAAUGAAGUAUUUUUUAAUGGAUUACAGCAAUUAUGCUUCUAAGCUUAAGGUAAAAGAUGUAGUCUUAGAAUAGGACACAAAAUUAAAUUUUAUGUAGCUUAGAAUGUAUCACUUAAAAACAAGUGAAUUUAUAUGUAUUGGUCUUCUUGCCUUUAUAACCAUGCUGACUAAUAUCUGUGCUUCAUACAUAAUCAAACUUGCCUUGCCUUAGAAACAUACUUAAUUCAGGAAUCCUAGCUGUUUCAUGCAAUACCAAAAAUAAGUGCAUUGAUUGAGAUUUGUAAACCCAAAUUCAUUUGCCACCACUAAGAUGAGAUUUUUUUUUCCUCUCCUUUUUUUGGGAAACACAUUGAAAUUAAUUUUUGUCAUCUUAUUAAAAGAAUGAUAUUGAUAUGUGUUUCAAGUUUUUCAUUUCAAAUCUCAUAAUUGGAUUUUAUUUAAGUAGGAGGUAAAAAUGACAUUUUUAAAUUGGAAGGGGAUGUUUAAAUGUCAAUUUUAGAUCAAAAGUAGUGAAUCAUUCUACUUUAUAAAAUGUUUUUUAAAAGUUUAUGCUGAAGUUUCUAGACCAUUCUUUCUUGGCAAACUUGUUUGCAAUGCAAAUUUUGUGAGCAAUUGUUAAAUGUUGCUGCUGCUAUUUUUCAUUUAAAAGUAAGUUCCCAAGACAGACUUCUAAGGAGGAAAGUAUUCGUUUUUUAAAAAAUUGCUGAAAUACUGUUUUGCCAUUAAAAAAAAAAAAAAAACCACCUCAGGAUGCUACUCACUCUGCCAUUAAAGUAUUUGUAUGCAUGUAUUUUUUAAAAGUUUGUGCAUGCACUUUACAAGAGUAAAUUCUAUCUUGGUUUUCAGAUAACUUAUAACCAAUAUUUUUUAGUGUUCUUUCAGAGUUCAAAGAAUUAUCAGUGAUUGAAAAUAAACAAUAUAUAGUUUAAGACUGUAUGUACUCAGAAGUUUAAAACAGUCUUUGCAUUGGACAGUAAGAAUCAAAAUCCCUCUGUGUGCCUUCGUCAGCUAAUAUGUAACCAGCAAGGAAAACCUUGAAAGUAUUUAUUAAAUACUAUACUAUGGAUAUAGGCCAAAUAGUACAGGCUUUGGCAGUUUGGGGUCUUGAUGCUAAAUUCUCAAAUACCCCUACGGCAGAAAUAAGGAACAGAAGAGCAACCAUUUACCCAUAGUCUUAAUCAUUUUGAAGAUGCAUGAACUCAGCUCAGCUUGUUUACAUAUCUUACACAGCCAGGCCUCUCCUGUAGCCAGAUGUCCCACUACUGUCUUUGCUCACUCUUUUAAAAUAAGAAUUGGUAUUUCCUGGAAGUUCUAAUACUCUAGGGUAUUUUGUCUAGAUGCAAUACUUCCUUCCUUGAUAAAGGACAUCAUUGGAGCCCUUACCUGUGGGAAAGGAAGAGGAAGUCGAAAAGUUGCAAGUGGAAUAGAAGACUUGAUUGAGUUCAUAAUACUUUUCAUGGGGUUUUCCCUGGCUGUGGAAAAACUCAGGCUAGUAAGCAUUUCUCUGUUUAAAGUCCUACAAGGCAAUUUGAAAUAAUUCAUUGUUCUUACCCAAUUUCUAAGUGCUCUUUUUCAUACCAAGCCUAACAUAAUUGGGGGAAAUGUCUGGGUACAAGUAAAACAUUCUUUGGAUCAUGUUCAAAGCCUUAUUAAUAUUGUACCUAAAAUGAUAGGUCAUUUUGCCUCACUUGCCAAAAUAGCCAUUUCUAAGUUAAGGAAAUUUUGAGGUAGGCUUACAGCAUUGUUGUAUUUCAUUUUAGAAUGUAAGCUCGAUGGCAGGGACACUAUAUUGUUAAUUAUGUUUUUGUAUAGCAACCAUUGCAGUAUACUCUUGGUGCUUAAUAAAUGUUCAUAAUUAUUAAGAGUAA
Molecule: messenger RNA, 15856 nt
Organism: Leopardus geoffroyi (Geoffroy's cat)
Lineage: Eukaryota; Metazoa; Chordata; Mammalia; Carnivora; Felidae
Gene: LIMS1
Product: LIM zinc finger domain containing 1
Exons: 10
Coding region: 12269-13246 (325 amino acids)
Biological process (GO): positive regulation of substrate adhesion-dependent cell spreading; cell-cell junction organization; positive regulation of integrin-mediated signaling pathway
Cellular component (GO): focal adhesion; cell-cell junction; cytoplasm
Source: RefSeq, a predicted model, not a curated record